GAGAAGAGAGAGAGAGAGAGAGAGAGAGAGAGAAGAGAAGAGAGGAACCAUAGAAAACUCAGAAACCCUAACAGAGAGGAGAAGAGAAGCGAAGAGAAGAUACUCCGAUUGCAUUCUAAGAUCUCGAUUGAUUAAUCGUGUCGCUAAUUCCAAGGAAUCCGGCACCGAAGCAUGGCAAACUCCAAGAGUUCAUCAAAUAUGAGAAAUCUGAUGUAUUCCGGAAAGCAUCCUUUGCUUCCUCCCAAAAGUCCAUUUCCUAGUGUUUCCCCAUCAUAUGCAGAUUAUGUCUUUAGUCCUGCAAUAGGAUCAAAAACUAUUCAGAAGCCUAGAGAGGGAAAUGCACACCACCAACGGACUUCCUCAGAGAGUCUUCCUAUAGAGGAGCAACCGUCUUGGCUUGAUGAUCUCCUUAACGAGCCAGACACACCUAUACGCAGAGGCGGCCAUCGUCGUUCUUCAAGUGACUCCUUUGCAUAUGUAGAUGCAAUUAAUGUUUCCAACAUCGAGUUUGCUGCUCAAGAAGAGUACAAAUAUAAUAAUAUGUUUUCUGCACCCUCCUGGGGUACUCAAGACUUUGACCCUCAGACAGAUUUAAGACAUGCUUCAUUAUACACUGAACUGAACUUGGUGAAGCAGAAGAACAAGGCUUGGGAGUCUUCUGUGGGUGCCAUUACUAACCCAAGAAGCCUUUCUUCUGUCAAGGAUAACAUUGUUCUUCAUAGUUCAGGAUCUUUAUCUAAUCCACAAGAAGCAGAUGGGGUUGUCUCUACAGCCAGUGAAAAGCAAGAUCAGAUUGAAUCUGGACCACAUGAUGCUAAAGCUUCCUCUGAGAAAAAGGACAAUUCCAAUGCUAAACCAUAUGCAUCCGAGACAGAUGCAAAACGCGCAAAGCAGCAAUUUGCUCAACGUUCACGGGUUCGGAAACUUCAAUACAUAGCUGAGCUGGAGAGAAAUGUGCAAGCUUUACAGGCAGAAGGGACUGAAGUUUCAGCUGAGCUUGAAUUUUUAAACCAGCAGAAUCUAAUUCUGAGCAUGGAGAACAAAGCUCUCAAGCAGCGAUUAGAAAACAUAGCACAGGAGCAACUUAUUAAAUAUUUGGAGCAAGAAUUGUUGGAGAGGGAGAUUGGGAGGCUAAGAGCAUUGUAUCAGCAGCAGCAACAACAGCACCAACAGCAACAGCAGCGACCUUCUUCUAGUCAUAGACGUAAUAACAGCAGAGACCUUGAUUCUCAAUUUGCUAACCUCUCUUUGAAACACAAGGAUGCAAAUGCAGGCCGUGACCCUGUCACUGGUGCACUUCGCAUUUAGAUGUGUUGUCAAGCCAGAGCUGUUGUGUUUUAUCUCUACUUUCCAUUGAUGUUGCCAUCACCUGCCUGACCAUGUUUGUUGCUUCUCUUUGUGCGGGACAAGGCCGAGCUAUCCCAUUCUUGGCGCCCUCCCUUUCUUCUCACUUUGUGUAAUUUGAUUUUCACUGUUUAUUGUCCUUCUCUGUUAAGUUAAUGUCCGUGCACCUGGUAGUCAUUGCCCAAAGUAGUUCUACUUGGGGCAGGCGACUUACCGGAGGUGGUAACUCAGAAAAGGUUCAGUACUUCAAUCUUUAUUGUAUGUCUUAAUUAGUCAUAUGAUUCAUAAGUGUUGCAUAAUUCAUUUCUUGCCCAUUUCGACAUAGUACAGUGAUUGGGCUGAAUGGAUAUGCAAGGCAUUAUGAUAGGAAUGUGUACUUCUGUAAAAUGUUAUAAAUGAAAUCCGUGGUUUCUUUGAUUU
This is a messenger RNA of Fragaria vesca subsp. vesca, 1764 nucleotides long. RefSeq lists its product as uncharacterized. The record is from RefSeq and is a predicted model, not a curated record. Gene Ontology annotation, biological process: regulation of DNA-templated transcription. Bases 172 to 1308 code for a protein of 378 amino acids. The transcript is spliced from 5 exons. Gene Ontology annotation, molecular function: DNA-binding transcription factor activity. NCBI's taxonomy places the organism in Eukaryota, Viridiplantae, Streptophyta, Magnoliopsida, Rosales, Rosaceae.